Molecule: messenger RNA, 2838 nt
Organism: Apis florea (little honeybee)
Lineage: Eukaryota; Metazoa; Arthropoda; Insecta; Hymenoptera; Apidae
Gene: Nsun2
Product: tRNA (cytosine(34)-C(5))-methyltransferase Nsun2
Biological process (GO): tRNA methylation
Cellular component (GO): cytoplasm; nucleus
Molecular function (GO): tRNA (cytidine-N5)-methyltransferase activity; tRNA binding
Source: RefSeq, a predicted model, not a curated record
UAUUCUAUAUAUUGUCCGUGGCAAUAAUCUUGUCAUUAUUUGUUGCUACUUAGGAAACACGUGUUGAGUGAUUAAGUGACUGAUAUUAUAUAGUUUUUUUACAUACAACAAUGGCAAGAAAUCGAAAACAUAAGCAAAAAAAAAAUUUCGCAGAAAAACGUCGUGAAAAACAAAAGAAAAAGGAUGAGUGGGAUAUUACACCACAUCAUAAUUAUGCAGAUAUUAUCAGGGAAAAUAAGGAUUUUGAAAAUUAUUACAAAACUCAAAAAAUUGUUCCUGAAGAACAAUGGGAUUCUUUUAUCAAUACUAUGAGAAAGAAUCUUCCAGUAGCAUUUAGAAUUACAGGCUCAAAAGUAGAAGCUAAAGCAUUAAUGGAAACUAUUAAAGGAGAUUUUUUUAAGGAAAUUUUAAAUAUGCAUAUGGAAGAUGACUCCAAAAGUAAUGAGGAGACUAAGGAAAUAUUACGUUGUUUACCAUUUUAUCCUGAUGGAUUAGCUUGGCAAUUACAAUUAACUAGAAAAGAUAUUAGAAGAUCUGAAGCUUAUUUUAGAUUACAUAAUUUUUUAAUUGUUGAAACAGAAAGUGGAAAUAUUAGUAGACAGGAAGUAGUUAGUAUGGUACCACCUUUGGUAUUAGAUGUAAAACCGUCUCAUAAGGUUUUAGAUAUGUGUGCAGCACCAGGGUCAAAAACAGCUCAACUUAUUGAAAUGAUACAUACUGAAGAAGGAAAUUCACUUCCAGAAGGUUUUGUAAUAGCUAAUGAUCUUGAUAAUAAUCGAUGUUACAUGCUUGUACAUCAAUCGAAAAGAUUAAACAGUCCAAUUGUUUUAAUUACAAAUCAUGAUGCCACGAUAUUGCCUAAUUUUACUACUACUAAGUCAGAUGGUACAAAAGAACUAUUAAAAUUUGAUAGAAUACUUGCUGAUGUACCAUGUAGUGGUGAUGGUACAAUGAGGAAAAACCCAGAUAUUUGGUGUAAAUGGAGUCCAGCAAAUGGUAACAAUCUUCAUGGAAUUCAAUUUAGAAUAGUAAGAAGAGGUUUAGAACUUUUAACAGUUGGAGGAAAAAUGGUAUAUUCCACUUGUUCGUUAAAUCCAAUAGAAAAUGAAGCUGUACUUCACAGGAUUCUUGUUGAAACACAAGACUCUGUGCAAUUAGUUGAUUGCAGACAUUUAGUACCUGGAUUAGUAUGCGAUCCAGGUAUAUCACAUUGGUUACCAGCAUCAAAAGAUUUACAAUAUUAUGAAUCAUGGGAAGAUGUACCUGAACAAUGGCAAACGCAAGUUCGUCCGAAAAUGUUUCCACCAAAACCUGAGGAUGCAGCUAAAUUUCACUUUGAAAGAUGUAUGAGAAUAUUACCACAUCAUCAAGAUACAGGAGGUUUUUUUGUGGCUGUUUUGGAAAAAGUAAAUUAUUUACCUUGGGAACGUGUAUCACAUAUUAAAGAAGAAUCAACCGAGAAUUCUAAUUGUCAAGAGAGUAAUAAAAUCAAGAGAGAAUUAAGUUUAGAAGAAGAAGAAGAAGCAAAGAAGAAUGUCCAUGCUACCAAAACGUUUGAUGAAAUGAACAGGUUACGAAUUGCUAAACAAAAACGUAGGAGAAUUGCUUCUGGGUUUAAAGAAGAUCCAUUUGUUUAUUUUAAAGAGGAUGAAGAUGUGUGGUUAUCCAUUAAAAAAUUUUACGAUAUAUCUGACGAUUUAGAUCCUCGAUGUUUGUUGGUACGAUGUAUUGGUAGAAAGAAGAAAAACAUUUAUUACACAUCACCUGAAAUACGUAAUGUUGUAUUGUCUAAUGAAGAUCAAAUAAAAUUGAUAAAUACUGGUGUUAAAUCAUUUGUACGUUGUGAUAAUAAGAAUAUGGAUUGUCCAUUUCGACUUGCACAAGAAGGAAUACAAGUUAUUAUUAAGUAUAUUGGUAAUAGUAGGAAAAUCAGAAUAUCUAAAGAUGAUCUGAUAAUGUUAUUACAAAACAAUAAUCCAAAUACACCACCCGAAAUUGUGAAGCUUAAUCCAGAAACACAAGAACGGUUACAAAACUUUGCAACUGGAAGUUGUAUACUUAUGUAUGAAGAAGAAGGAACAGAAAAUCCAUUAAAGCUACAAAUGGUAGGAUGGCGAGGUACAAUGUCUUUGAGAGCAUAUGUUCCUAUACACGAUGCAAUUCAUUAUUUACGUCUAUUAGGAGCUGAUUGUUCGAAAUUUGAAAAAAAUAAAUUCAAAGAAAAUCGUGCUUCUGCUGUUCCCGAAGAGUUGGAUAAUGAAAUUUGUAAUGAUAUUAACAAAGCGGACAAUAAUUUAAAGAAAGAAGAUACGUUAGAAACUUCAAACGAAUUAAAAGAUGACACAUAAUUUUAUAAUAUAAAAUGAAGUUCCUUUAAUUUUCUUUGAGAUAUCAAUUUCAAUAUGUUGCAAGAAUAAGUAAAAAAUUUUCAUUUGACUUAAAAUUUAAUAAAGAUACCCUUGACAAGACGAAUAUUAUUUAAUACAUGUAUAUCUUGUAGAAAUGAAAUAAAACAUUUUUAUAGGAUAAAAAAGCAACUAUUAUUAAUUAAUAGGAAAUUUACUAAUCGUUUUACUAAUCGUUUUCUAUGAAAUAAUUUAUGAAAUUACAUGUAUUUUUAUAGUUUGAGCGACAAAUACUUUUUACUUUUUUUAUUGUUAUUUUCGGCCACUCAAAAUAUUUUACUGAUUAUAGUACAAAUAUUGUUAUAAAUAUGGCCGGAUAUAGAGGAAUCAUUAAUUCUGAAAUGGCUAUUGCCAUAGUAUUCAACAAUAAUCGUUAUUAAAUCGUAUUGAACGUUUUGCGUCUACUGUAUGUUAAAGUUGGAAAAGAUGAAUA